UGAAUCAUCAACAGUGGGUAGUGCAUGUUCAUCUCGUUACCCAAAUUCCGGGUACUGUUGUCAUGUUGCAAACCAGAUUGAAAUGGUGCUCUGUCCAGGAGGAUUCUAUGUGUUUAUGCCCACUCAGCACAGCUACCAUUCCAUGGCUUUUGUGAUCUUUCACAGUAACUGCACUGAAGACUCCUGCGGUCCUUUAGCACAGUGCACAGCUGAGGGAGGUUGUGUUUGUGUUUCGGGCUACAAAAUUCCCCCAACCCACAAACCUACAAAUGAGUCCUAUGGCUGCCAAGACAUAGAUGAAUGUGUGGAUACCACUUCAGCAUGUGGCUCUUAUUCCAACUGCACCAACACACCUGGAAAAUAUAGCUGUGUUUGUCUGCAGGGAUACACACCUAGCAACCCCUUGUUAGAGCCAAGCAACUCCAACGCCUGCCAAGAUUUAGAUGAGUGUUCCACUGGCAUCUGUAGCACGAAUGGAAUGUGUACAAACAACAUCGGGAGUUACAUCUGUUCCUGCAAUGAUGGCUACAGCAUCAACAAAAACAUCACGGAAUGUCUAGAUGUUGACGAGUGUUUCAACUCAACCAUCUGUGGCCCAGACUCCAUCUGUACCAACACACCUGGAGCCCAUAGCUGUGCCUGUCUACAGGGAUACAUACCUACCAACCUAGAAGCAGAACCAAGCCAGACCAACAUCUGCCAAGACCUUGAUGAGUGUGUGACAAACACCACCAUCUGUGGUCCUGAUGCCAACUGCACCAACUCUAUUGGGGCAUACACCUGUACCUGCAACUUUGGUUUCCGUGAGACCAACCCAGACUUUAUAUCUAGCAUCUUGAACCCAUGCCUAGACAUAGAUGAGUGUGGUGAGACUCCGGGCCUAUGUGGUCAAGCUUCUGUGUGUGAUAAUGUUCCCGGAACCUUCUAUUGUUCCUGUCAGGAUGGUUACUUCCCCUCCACCGGACUCAUGUGGGAGAUGGACAUUUCAGUGUGUCAGAGUGUUCAGGAAAUUCUGGACCGUCUGAAUCCGCCAGAGGGCCAGACUAAGGAGACCUACUUCCUCAAUAAUAUGGACCAAGAGCUACAAAACAACUCUGACACCAUCCUACCAGCCGGGACAGUGACUAACGGCUUCUCUGCUACCCUGGAGGUGUCUGGAGUUAAGGAUGACUCCAAGAAAAGUCGGACAGCGAGUGCAUCUGUAAAAGCAAACACUGGCAGUUUGAUCCUAGGGAUCUCAGCGCGUCUGGUGUCUGCCUUGGUGGAUCCAACCCAGAACCAGACCAACAUAAAACUAACGACAAACGAAAUAGAUAUCAGUCUUCAAGCUGUUGGGCCUGAAACUGAAGGAGGGGAUAACACAACUCUCUCAGCCAAGGGAAACACCAUGAUGAUCAACCUGCAGGCUGUAGCCCAAAACAACAACGGGUCAGCGGCAGCAGUCUUCAUGACCAUCAACAGGAUGGAGAGUCUCCUGAGUCACAGCUUCUUUGAGACUGAGAACCAGACAGAGAUGUACUCUGAUGUCAUCACUGCCACCCUGCCAAAAACGAAUAAAACACAGCUUUCCCAGCCGGUCAACUUCACCAUCCAACACAAGAGGAGGUUGUCUGAGUCAGACUUGGUGACCUGUGUAUACUGGGAGAAGAAGAGUGUAGAGAAAGAGGGAAUUGCUGGAGGAGAGGAGGUGAAAAUGUUCUGGUCAGUGGAGGGCUGCUGGGUCGCAUUCUCUGAUGAGAACUACACAGUGUGUAGCUGCUCUCAUCUCUCCACCUUUGCCCUCAUCCUGCAAACUGGGAAGGUGGCCGUGGAAGAUCCGUUUAUAGAGUGGGUGAACAAAGUCUGUGUGUGUAUUGGCCUGGUCUUUCUUGCUCUGGCCAUCCUGACCUUCCUACUGUGCAGCUGGAACCCCAAGAUCAACAACACAGCCCGCCUUCACCUCUGUAUCUGUCUCUUCCUGACCCAUCUGCUGCUGCUGUUGGACAAGGCCUAUGUUGAUUCCAAGCUGAUCUGCAAGGCCAUGGCCGGGCUUCUGCACUUCCUGGUGGUGGCCAGCUUUGUGUGGAUGCUGCUGGAGGCCCUACAGCUCUACCUGCUGGUCAGGAUGCUCUCCAGGGUACAGGUCAUCCAAAGGGAUGGCCUUCCCAGGCCAUACCUCUACCUUAUUGGCUAUGGCGUUCCAACAGUGAUAGUCGGCGUGUCUGCAUGGGUCAAUUCUGGUGGAUAUGGCACUCCUACAAAGUGCUGGCUGUCAAAUCAGAAGUAUUUUUCAUGGGCUUUGACUGGACCAGUGAUUGCUGUCCUUGCUAUGAACUGGAUCUUGUUUUGUGUUACACUCUGGAGUUUACGACCCACUUUGGUCAGCAUGAGGAGCGAUGUCUCCCAGUCCAAAGACACCAGACUGAUAGUCUUCAAGAUUUUGGCCCAGUUUAUCAUAUUGGGCUGUACCUGGAUCCUGGGCUUCUACCAGACCAGCACAUUCUCCCAGUUCCUCUUCAUCCUCCUUAACUCGCAGCAGGGCACCUUCCUCUACAUCGUCCACUGUCUUUUCAACAAAGAGGUCCGAGAGGAGUACUACAGGUUCAUCACAUGCUCAUCCGGCUCAGCCAGCAUCCAUGGUUCUGUGAAAGAAACACCCUCAACCUCCGAAGACUUGGACAAGACAGGGGAAAAGAAAGACACAGCAAAGGACUAAAGCCAUAGAAGAUGAGAUCAAGAGAGACUUGCAUGUUUGAUAUAUUUACCCUUGCUUUAGUGUAAUCUAUGUACGUGCAUGUAUUUGCUUAACUGAAAUGGGUUUAUAUUUUAACAGCAAAUACAUAAAUUGUGUCACACUGCAGUAGAAUAUUUUGUAGAUGUAUGGUCUGUCUGAAAGUUUUGUACCAUAAUUAUGUUUUUUUUGUGUGCAAAAGACAUCU
This is a messenger RNA of Osmerus eperlanus (European smelt), 2918 nucleotides long. Its product is annotated as adhesion G protein-coupled receptor E1-like. The transcript has 21 exons. NCBI's taxonomy places the organism in Eukaryota, Metazoa, Chordata, Actinopteri, Osmeriformes, Osmeridae. Bases 83 to 2695 code for a protein of 870 amino acids. Gene Ontology annotation, cellular component: plasma membrane. Gene Ontology annotation, biological process: adenylate cyclase-activating G protein-coupled receptor signaling pathway; cell surface receptor signaling pathway. Gene Ontology annotation, molecular function: G protein-coupled receptor activity; calcium ion binding. The record is from RefSeq and is a predicted model, not a curated record.